Messenger RNA from Acanthosepion pharaonis, 1257 nucleotides. The record is from the annotation of a GenBank genome assembly. NCBI's taxonomy places the organism in Eukaryota, Metazoa, Mollusca, Cephalopoda, Sepiida, Sepiidae.
AUGGCUGUUAACAUAUCGAUUAAAUUCGUUGGUUUUCUCGCUGUUUCUUUGAUUGUUUCUUUCUUUCUUUCUUUCUUUUUCUUUGUUUCUUUGCUUUUUUGUUCUUUCGUUGUUUGUUUAUCUGCUUGUUUCUUUCUUUCUUUUUUCUUUCUUUCUUGUUUGUUUCUUUUUCUUUAUUUUUCCUUUUUCUUUUUUCUUUCUUUAGUUCGUCUUUUUUCUUUCUUUUUUCUAUGUUUAUUUCUUUUUUCUUUGUUUUUUCUUUCGUUGUUUGUGUCUUUCUUUGUUUCUUUCUUUGUUUCUUUUUUGUUCAUUUCUUUUUCUUUCUUUUUUCUUUCUUUCUUUCUUUCGUUCUUUCUUUUUUCUUUGUUUUUCUUUCUUUCUCUGUUUCUUUCUUUUUCUUUUGUUUUUUCUUUCGUUUUUGCUUCUUUGAAGGCGGCCAUAUUUAUUCGGUUGAAACAGCUUCGUGCGAGCCUUUCAUGGCUCGUCGGAGAGUAUCUCCCUAAUAGUGGCGUCGAGCUGGCCAGACGCUUCCGGGCGAUUUUUCUGCUCCUAUUCCGUAGUCUUAUUCUAUUUUCCUACAUUUCUUCUUCUUCUUCUUCUUCUUCUUCUUAUUCUUCUUUUCUUUUCUUCUUCUCCUCCUUUCCUUUUCCUAUUUUCUUUUUCAACGUAUGCACCAGUGACACUAUGGCAACAGCUACCGCUUCUUUCGUUAUCUUUCGCAGCACCUCCUCCUCCUUCUUCUUCUUCUUCUUCCCCUGUUUUUUCUCCUUCUGUGUCACUAAGUUUAUUUUUUAUUCUCUACUACUUUUUCUUCUACCUCCAUUUUUCUUCUCUUCUUUCUUAUUCUCGUUUUUCUUUUUCUUCUUCCUCCUUUUCUUCCUUCUCUUCCUCCUACUCUUCUGUUGUUCUUCUCUUUCUCUUUAUUCCCAUUUUUUUUUUUCUUUUCUUCCUCCUCACCUUUCUUUUUUCUUCUCUUCCUCUUUAUUCUCUUUUGUUCUUUCUCCUUCUUUUCUUCCUUUUCUUCCACCUCCUCUUCCAUUUUUCUUCUCUUCUUUCUUAUUCUCGUUUUUCUUUUUCUUCUUCCUCCUUUUCUUCCUUCUCUUCCUCCUCCUCUUCUAUAAAAUAUCUAUCUAUCUAUCUAUCUAUCUAUCUAUCUAUCUAUCUAUCUAUCUAAGGCUGUUCAUCUAUCUAUCUAUCGAUCUAAGCCUGUUUCAUAUCUAUCUAUCUAUCUAUCUAUCUAUCUAUCUAUCUAUCUAA